GGAAAAGGUUAUACUGGGUUAAUAAGAAGCGUCUUAGUGAUGCCUACUUUCGUUUCCAGCGAUGCCAUGUUCAGCGAAAGAAUAUAGAGCUUAAGACAGUAUAGCUAUCAAAAUGAAAUAAUUAUGGAGAAGAUUCAUAAGGAUGCACUGCGGAAGGCUCGGAUCAGACUUGUCCGUGACCUUGACCCGAAUGCAGAACUGUGGGAUAUGUUGGUUACUGAGUCAAUAUUUACCCCCAUAAUGAUGGAGUAUAUACAGGCAGAGAGGACACGAUCAGACAAAGUUCGACGACUUUUAGACGACUUGGUAAGAAGGGGACCAACAGCAUAUUCAAAGUUUUUAAGAUGUUUACGUGAAUCUGGACAUGAGGAUUUAGCCAACACAGUAGAGGACAACGAGUACACAUUGAGGGGGCUAACUGUUCCUUUCAGGGUAGACAAUCAGAUCAGACAAGGUCCAGCCAACGUUGUACGCACUGCACCACCGACUGUAACGGGCCAACACAUACGGUCAAACCCUGUACAGAUGUUCUCAGGAGAAGAGAGAGUUGUACAACAAAACACUGUCACACAACACCAGCCUUCAGCUGAAGGUGAAACAGGACCAGCAAGUAUGGCCUGUAGUUUAGUGACACCUUCAGGAGUCAGUAUACCACCAACAGCCAAUCACACUUCACAACUAGCGAGCCAGAUCACAACAGCCAAUCACACUUCACAACUAGCGAGCCAGAUCACAACAGGAAGCUCACCAUCACAAUCAGGUCGUUACACAGCAACAGGAAGUUCAUCAUCACAAACAGGUAGUUAUACAGCAACAGGGAGUUCAGCAUCGCAACAAGAAAGUAGCGUGGGGAUGUCAACUGGCCAGUGUGGAGAUGAUGAUAAUGAUGAUGCUGAUGAUGAUAUCGUUAUGGAGACAGCAGAUGCUCCAGCUCCAGAGACUGAGAUUCAGACAGCUUACCAGCGAGCAUCCACAGAAAGACCAACCUAUCGUAUGGAGUCGACUCCUCGGGGCUACUGUCUAAUCAUCAACAAUAGAGAUUACACACAAGAGUCCUUGAUGGAUCCUAGAACUGGUACAGACGUCAACAGGGACGAACUCAGACAAGUGUUUCAAGAACUUGGAUUCCAUGUUGAUGCCAAGGAUAACUUAACAGGACAGGCUAUGAAAGACACCUUGAAAAAUUUCGCUGCCUAUGAGGGUUUGACCAGAGUAGACUCCCUUAUUGUUGCUUUCCUUUGCCAUGGAAACAGUGAGAAGAUGUAUGGUGUGGACGGAGUUCCUCUUUAUUUACAACAAGAUGUAUUCAAGGUGUUCAGCCCCCAUGAGUGUCCAGUUAUGAAAGGGAAACCAAAGUUAUUUUUGAUCAAUUCUUGCAGAGGAGAUCAGAGGGAUGUUGGCUACCCGGCUGUUGGUACCAUAGGAGGAACUUUACCUUUUGAUGCAGUGAAGACUGAUACUGACCCACUCUGUGCACAUCCUCCAGAUGACACGUCACCAGUACUAGUUCCAAGCUUUCAGGAUUUGUACCUUGCCUAUUCCACUUUCCAUGGUCAUGUGUCCUACAGAAACAGAGAGGAGGGAAGUUGGUACAUUCGUAAACUUGUGGAGGUUUUCCGUGAAAAGGCGGCAUCAUGUGAUAUUCAUGCGAUGAUGACACAGGUAAAUUGCCGUGUGGCCAGUAUGUGUGAUCCCCUGUCUAUGGAGGUACAGGUGCCUGCUCCAUGUAAUACACUGACAAAGGACUGGUACUUCAACCCAUCAACAGGUGUAUAAACUGUACUUGCAUACAGUUUUAUUGAUACAGGUUACGAUUGACAGGUGUUUGUCAACCUCUCACACUGCUGUUGUCUGUGAUACAAUAGAGGUAAACAGACAUGAUUGGCUGGCACUACAACUGUUCAUGUAUGCACCAUCAGCUCAUUAUAACAUGUAUGUCUAAGAAAAUUACACGCGAGUCAAAAAAAAGAACACAUUAACAAGAUGUGUAUCGCAGGAUGAGUACUAUAUAUAUAUAUAACAGUAGUAAAAUUAUCCUUACAAACGAAGACAAAAUAUGGAAAGAAAAUAUCUUAACAACAUGCCCCAAGAACUUUCAUCUCUUCAACGAGAUCCUUCAGACCUUAUAAAGGAGAAAUCAUGACGCCAUAAAGUACAUUAUGUAUGACGUCACUCAAUAGAUCACUUUAGCAAUGCUCGCUAUGCCUACCCACCAAUAGCAAUAUGUAUAUAUAACUGUCCUCAGAUCCUUUCCAAAUGUGUGUACAAGGACUCUUACAAUAGGUGUGUUUAUGAUUUUAAAAUGUGAAAGGCUAAUUACGAAAAGGUUCUCACAGUUACUAGAAAAAUGUGUGUACAAGCUACAGACUUUUGCAAAAUGUUGGUCUAUGAUUUAAAAAGAUUAUGUAUUGUUUGUCCAUGGACACUUAUAAUAUAUGCCCGAGGCGUAUUACAAAUGUGUGUCUACAAAUGCUAACAAAAUGUAUGUCCAAGGUUGCAAGUCCAAGGAUACUUACAAAAUGUGUGCACGUGGCUAAUUACAAAUGUGUAUCCUCAAACACUUACAAAAUGCAUUUUUAAAGCUUAUUACAAAAGUUUUCCAAGGAAUGAUAAUUCAAUAUAUUUACACGGUUACUAGUGAUCCAAACUCACGUGUGCAUUACACCAGAUCUGUCCAGUUCUCAGAUCUUCAAUGCAUAACAUGGCGUUCUAAAAUGUAGAACGGUAUAGUAUUCUAAUGCAGGUCAUUGCUUGUAACAACUUUUUUACGUUUUCAUCGAAACAGUGCAUAAACCACAGUUAUUCUGAUUCUAAUAGCUUGUUUAUUUUCAAAAUAAUUAGUGGGAGAACUUAUAACUCUGUUGCUACCUUGCAAUUUUCAGCAAUGUUGAUUUUUGAGCACAAGAUGAAGCAAAUAAUUUUAUUUACCAGUUCUGAACUGAAGUUUGUAUUAAUUUCUCUUCCCAAGGAAAAUGCUUUUUCUUUCACUCUGUUUCACUCUCCAUUUUCCAUUCUGAGAUGCUGUUUGUUGAAAGUUUGCUUAACACACAAAACCUCUUCUUCACUGUAAAUUGGUCCACAACACCUCAAUGCAAGAUGGUGGAUCUGAUUUAUUAGAAAGGUUUGUACUCAUAAACUCGGGACUGCAUUCUUCUUCUUCCUUCAGGUCACUAAACCACUAGACCAGCCCGGAUACUGUAAAUGGUAAUAAAAACAACAAUUCGUCUGUCAUCAUUCUCAUUAACUUAACCCAAAAGUGCACAAAUAUGACAUUAUUUUCAAGAUGAAGCAUAUUUGUGAAUUUUGCCCUGAAGUGGCAAAUGUGAAUUAGUACAGUCAAACGUCAUGGAAAAGACACGUUGUUAGUAUUUCCUCUGUUCAUCUGAUGUAGGAUGCCAAAAACUGUUCUAACGAGCAGGUGGGUACCUAUCCUGGAAGGUAGGACCUCACCUGGGUCCUGUAUAUGAGGAUGAUGAUAUUUCCAGCUGGUUAUCUCCUUUAUAAAUUGGACAUGAGUCGGGUUUUUGUGACUAGUCGACCGUCUCCUCGCUCUGAAAUUAAAUGCAAUAUUAUAGCAUUGAUACAAUGUAACUAAUUGAAUGCUAAUGGAUAUAAAAUUGUAAUAUUUUAUUAUUUUAAACAUUUCUGAAAUUAAUUAUAUGAAAGAGAAUUAAAAGUUUUUAUUUGUUAAUAACACCGAAAUCGAUUUAAAUGGGUAGGAAAUAUCAUCACCUUUUGACUUUAAUAACCAAGCUUCAUCAAUUUGCUCUGCAUAUUUAUUAUAUGUGGAAGCAGUAGUAUUCUUUCUCCAAUUAGCUUUAUGUAAUAUGUUCAAUUUAGAAUUGAAUCAAGGAUUUUGAGCAAUGAUGAAUUUGACACACCCAAAAUAACAAAGACCUGAUCAAAUCUAAGAAAGCAUUUUUAGAUUUAGUACUGCAAAUUGUCUGAAUAGAUGGGGCAUUAUAAAAGUACAUGUCUGUUUGAAUAUGGAUGAAACCAGAUUAUUCGCUUUUGUAAAAGUUCAUUGUUUGUAAAUUCAAUCUGCUGAUAGAGUUUUCUGUCAUCUAACAGCAAAGAUAGAUAAUACACUACACUGCUUCAUGAUUUGGAAUAGUUCAAUAAAGGGAAGUUUGUGGCACUCAACCCGUAGUUGGAGUAACUAUAUUUUUUAUUUUAAGUAUGCAUCAUGAUUGUAAAUGUGGAAGUCUUUGUUAGAAGUUUAGAAAGUCGGAAAGUUAUCUGUAUAUGGAAAUAAUUGUAUUUGUAUCAUAUCCAUAACGUAAUGUAUUGUUAACUCUGUACAUAUAUGUAAUUUAAUUAGGUGGUUAUUUUCCCAUAUAUCCUAUUAUUGCAUUAUUACACUAAUAACUACAGGUGAAAUAUCUUUCUUAAUUUGCGAUCGUAUGUAGAAAGCUAUGUAAAUUAUCCAUUGUUACAUUAUUAUUACUGUGUAAUAUAUAUAAUUUGUUCCUAUGUACUGUGAUCAUGUUGGUAAAUAUGAUAUGCUUUUAACAUUGACGAUUUUUAUCACGCUCAUUAUUGUGCCAUGUUUUUGUUGUGAUUAUCCCGGUUCCUUUGAGAAUAUCGCGUUGCUUGGAUUUGACUUCGAUUUACACGAAGCAAAGAGGUUUGAAAUGUCUUAAAGAUACAUAUGCUUUAUACUGAUAUGGGUCACUGUGACCCAUAUCAGUAAAACAGAACCCCAGACAGUGCAUGGGGAGUGUAAUCAAUAAAA
Mizuhopecten yessoensis (Yesso scallop) is the source of this 4735-nucleotide messenger RNA. RefSeq names its product cell death protein 3-like. The coding region runs from base 124 to 1776 and encodes 550 amino acids. Gene Ontology annotation, biological process: proteolysis; regulation of apoptotic process. The transcript is spliced from 10 exons. The record is from RefSeq and is a predicted model, not a curated record. Gene Ontology annotation, molecular function: cysteine-type endopeptidase activity. NCBI's taxonomy places the organism in Eukaryota, Metazoa, Mollusca, Bivalvia, Pectinida, Pectinidae.